CGACCACCAUCAAGCGCGUAUACCCCCUCGACAACGAUGCCCGCGACGACGACGAAACAUGCGUUCUCCUUUCCGAUGGUGCCCGCGUCCGCGCCAACGACGCCCGCGCCCGUGUCGCGUUCCACCAGGUCGGAUCGUCAGGCGUUCUCCCCAAUCACCCCACAGCGCCUCAAUCGCGGACACCGACACCAGUUGACCUCACCCAUCACUCCAGCCAGCACGAUGUCUACGCCUUACACCCCUCUCAGCCUUCGGUCUUUCACGUCCUCUGACGCGUCGAUGUUGGAUACCCCUAUUUCCGUUCUGGGCGGCAAGCGCCUGAACUCGUCGAUGUCACCCGAGGUCCACACUCACAGCAAAAAUAAGCACAGCGUGGCGGAUAUUACCGAUAACUGGAGGUCUCGUGCAAAAGAAAACGGUAUCAGAGUCACGCCCAGCCAAGAAUCCCGUUACGCCGAUGAUGAAGCCAGCGACCCUGAGUACUCCGAGAAUGCGCCCCCGGCUCAGUUUGUAAACGAUCAAGCUCUUCUCCCUCCCGCAUUUCUGUCAACCCAUCGUCGCGCUCGCGCGUUGUCACAAUCUAACAUUGCCGUGCAGCCCGCAUCACCCCAGAUCCCUUCGACACCGGAUCGCCGAACCCUUGCAGAUUUGAACACGCCACCCCCCAAGGCUGUAAACAUUACGCGGUUGAAAAUGAAGGGAAGUAUGACCGAUCCAGCAAUCCCACGUCGCCGCCCAGCCUUUGGUCAGGUUCAGUCCAAUGUGGAGUUGUUCGAUAUAGGCGAAGAUGAAUAUGCGCCAUACCCUCAGACCUUUUCCCCUGCCCAACCCUUUUCACACUCGCAUUCGGUUUCUUUCAGUGAUCCCUUCCAUGUCCGCUCCCUGUCUCCUAUCAACGAAGGGGCGUUCCACUUCAACGACUUCCAAGAAGCUGAGGCUCCUUGGCCUAUCGAAUCCACGAGCUGCUCGGUCUGCGGCCGUGAAGCUAGUUCUUUGGCCAUUCUCGAUCCUUGCGGGCAUCCGCUCUGUUCUGGAUGCCUCACCAGCGCCCUGAAUAUUGUUGGCGAGAAGGAUAUGCAAUGUGCCGUCUGCAAGACCAGUGUCGACGACUUCCAUCUGAAGAACGUUCCUGUCACUGGCUCUGGGAGUGCGCCCACUUCUAGGCCGUCGCCGAAAGUGAUGGAUGAUAGUCCCCUCAAUGGUUUCGACGAUGCCGAGCUCUUUUUCGACCGUCUGCAGGGAGCUUCUACCCCGAUCGAGGAUGUACCUAGGGCCGGCGAUUAUCCUGUUCUUCGCAUCGACAAUGUUCCUUGGGACAUCACGCCCCCUGCUAUUACUGCCUGGCUGAAGCACCCGGUUGUGCGCGUCCAUGUUCUACUCGACCGCAAGGGCAAGACGCUGAGCCAUGCGUAUGCCGAGAUGGUCAAUGAGGACGCCAUGAAGAAAGCUCUCCGCACUGCUCAAAACGCCGUCUUGGGCAAAGGCAAGAGAGCCCGUGGCGUCACCGUCACCCGCAGCAACCAGGAGGAGCUGAUGAAGGCCCUCUUCCCGUCGUGGCAGGGCGCGUUCGAUGGCUCGAGGCCGUCGCUUGCUGGCUUGACCAACGACGUUGUCAUUUCGACUCUUGGAUGUGGCUUGAUGUCGGAGUCUGAGCUGAAUGCUUUGUUGCAUCUCAUUCGCUCUCCUGAUUCCCACUUCCUGAAGGUGCCUUCGUUACCGUUCCAUUCCUUGAUCAGCAUCUUGUCCAAGUUCCCUGCGGACGUGGAUAGCAGGGUGUUCUGGUCGAGCAGUUUGAGGGAUACCUUGUAUGACGUCACUUCUGCGGCAAUCCAAGUUCUGGUCUCGCGUGUUAAUGAGAACCAAGACCAGCAAUAUGUCGAACUCCUCCAACAGCUGGGCGAGAUCGCGUUAGAUUGUCAAGCGUUUACUUCCCAGCAGAUCAGAGGUCUUGCUGACAUGUUGGAGGCCGUCUCCGGCUUGCAGUUCUCCUCCCUGUCCCCCAAUAACUCUUUCGGCAGCGCUACCUCUUCGGAGCAGCUCGCUCUCCAAGGUCCGCCUGGGCUACCCGCUCCCGCCAGGCGCGCGAGCCCCUCUGGUGACGCAUUCGAUGCGCUGGCCAGGGAGUUCGGAGUAGAUGCGCAUGUCGUGGAGGCGCUUGCGCAAAGGCUCACCGGCAUGUGCUGAACUCCGUGUGCAUCAUUACCCUCCCAUUCCGGCCUCACGUCUGCGACAAACACCGCCUAGAGCGUUCCUAAUUUCUGUGUCUCCUUCCAUCUUCCAUCAAUCGAAUCAGUAUUUGUCGUCUCCGUCGCUGCCUGUCUAUUAAGGAAUGUUCCCUUGACUUCCCUGCCUUGUCAUGAUGUCCCCUUCGCUGUCUAUCGCUAUCGUCGCUAUCGAAUUACUGUCCUCGCUAUCGUCGUUGUCGAGCAAUGCUCUCCACUGGGCCCUGUAGUUGUUCCAUGGCUCUCCUUGUAGUUUAUGAUCAUGUGUAUCAUGUUUAGGUCUUAUAGAUGCCUUCCGAAUUGUCAAUGUCGUAUGUUCCCC
This is a messenger RNA of Gloeophyllum trabeum ATCC 11539, 2544 nucleotides long. RefSeq lists its product as uncharacterized. The transcript has 9 exons. Bases 37 to 2184 code for a protein of 715 amino acids. NCBI's taxonomy places the organism in Eukaryota, Fungi, Basidiomycota, Agaricomycetes, Gloeophyllales, Gloeophyllaceae. The record is from RefSeq and is a predicted model, not a curated record. Gene Ontology annotation, molecular function: metal ion binding; RNA binding.